AUGAAGCUUAAGGUCGAGGACCCCAUUAAGAAGAGCAUUGCCAAUGCAAAGAGGAAUAAAAGGCGACGGGAUAGAGCAAAGCAGCUUCGGAAUGCCCAGCCCCCGAGCCUUUCGACAAACGUAGCUGUCCCAAGUGCCAAUGCGCAAGAGGCGCCGGUGAACAUUGAUAACGACGCGACCUAUGAGCUCGAAGAUUUUGAUCCGAUUCACCGUGAAGACGCUGGCGACGUGGAAGCAUCGGAAGAUGCUGACGGUUUCAGCGCAGCCGAGGAGGAACCAGAACCAGAGCCCGGACCAGAGUCCACGUUAGCACAAGAUGUGCGGGAAGCGUACGUGCGUGACUUUGCAGCAGCCGCGGAGAGCCGGACUUGCUUUCUGAACAGCAGCGCUGGCGUACUUCGCAGCCUGGCGGGAAGCAGACCUGAGGCGUGCCCCCG
This is a messenger RNA of Volvox carteri f. nagariensis, 437 nucleotides long. RefSeq lists its product as uncharacterized. The annotation marks the transcript as partial. The transcript has a single exon. The record is from RefSeq and is a predicted model, not a curated record. NCBI's taxonomy places the organism in Eukaryota, Viridiplantae, Chlorophyta, Chlorophyceae, Chlamydomonadales, Volvocaceae.